AUGACGAUGAUGAUGCUCCUUGUGGUACUUGUAACCGUGAUAAAGGUGGAAUCGGUAUCAGAAUGUAACGGGACAAGCAGCAGCAUAGGUGCUUGUCUUCGGGACGACGAUGAAUUGUUGAUGGAAUCAGAAACAAGUAGUAGGAUUCUUCUUGCUGCAGGUGGUAAUGCUAGAUCAGGAAGAUUAAAUUACAAGGCCACAGGGAAACCAGAGAUAUGUAAUGAACAAAUAGUCGGUAAUUGCAUCGAUAAUAAGAACGUUAAGGCAACACGCUGCAACUUUGGUACCCGCUGCAAACGCAAAAUAUCCUCCUAA
This is a messenger RNA of Solanum pennellii, 315 nucleotides long. RefSeq lists its product as uncharacterized. The record is from RefSeq and is a predicted model, not a curated record. NCBI's taxonomy places the organism in Eukaryota, Viridiplantae, Streptophyta, Magnoliopsida, Solanales, Solanaceae. Bases 1 to 315 code for a protein of 104 amino acids. The transcript has a single exon.